This is a messenger RNA of Condylostylus longicornis, 463 nucleotides long. RefSeq names its product probable salivary secreted peptide. Bases 75 to 401 code for a protein of 108 amino acids. NCBI's taxonomy places the organism in Eukaryota, Metazoa, Arthropoda, Insecta, Diptera, Dolichopodidae. The record is from RefSeq and is a predicted model, not a curated record. The transcript has a single exon.
CGCUUCAAUUCUAAACUAGACUUGGUACAGUAGACAUCAUUUAAGAAACAUUUUAAAUAAUUAAAACUGAAAAAAUGAAACAUUUUUUUGCUUUCGCAGUUCUAGCUACCGUUUUAGCUUUAGUAGCUUCUGAUCAUGCAUCAUGGGGUGGAAGACAAGCAUACGAUCGCCUUUUAGAUUCAAGACAUUAUACAAAAGGUAGUAAACUUUUACAAGUUGUAACAAUGGAUGUUCAUUAUAACGGAGCUUACAAUAUUACAAUGAUUAAUGUUGUUGAUAGAGCAAAAUGUGGUAUUCCAUCAUUACGUUCGGGUGGACCAGGUUCAAGACAAGCUACAAUUCAUUUGAAAUCAUUACGUGGUAAAAGUCUCGAUUUCCAAGUUGAAAUUUAUGGAAGAUAAAGAUUUCUAUAAAUUUACAUUUUGAAAAUAUUUCUGUAUCAGGGAGCAAUUAAAAAAUAAAA